AUGGAGAUGGAGAUGUCGUCGAGGGGCAACAACGGCGGCGGCGGAGGAGGAGGAGGAGGGGAGUUAGGAGGGCUGAAGAAGGGGCCGUGGACGCAGGCGGAGGACACGGUGCUGCUGGAGCACGUCCGCCGGCACGGCGAGGGCAACUGGAACGCGGUGCGGCGUGAGGCCGGGCUGCAGCGGUGCGGCAAGAGCUGCCGCCUCCGCUGGGCCAACCACCUCCGGCCCAACCUCCGCAAGGGCCCAUUCUCCCCUGACGAGGAGCGCCUCAUCCUCCGCCUCCACGGCCUCAUCGGCAACAAAUGGGCCCGCAUCUCCUCCCACCUGCCGGGGAGGACGGACAACGAGGUGAAGAACUACUGGAACACGCGGCUCAAGCGGCGGCAGCGCGCCGGGCAGCCCAUGUACCCGCCGGACGUCGAGCGGGAGAUCGCGCUCUUCCGCGCCCACAACCUCAACCCCUUCGCCCCCGCCCCCGCCGCCCGCGCCGCCCGCCCGGCGCCGUUGGUCCUGCAGGACGGGAGGAACUCGUUCGCGCUGCCGCCGAAAGUGCCGUCGCCCUCCUCUGCCUCUGCCUCCGCUCACUCGCCGCUCAUCAACCAGAGCUACCCGCUCCUCAACCAAAUCCAACAGCAGCAGCAUCACCAUGGAAACCACCAUCAUGCUCACCACCACCCGGUGCUCCAUCAUCAUGGCGGCGGCGGGUUCAGGGCGGCGGCGGGGCUCCCGCCAUUGCCGGCCAGAGCUCGCGAGGUCCUCCACCCUUCGAACCAGUUUCACGCGGCGGCGGACGACGGCGGCGACGGCCUGAGCCUGGGCCUGCUCGAGGCGAUGCUGCUCGGCGAAGAGAACCUCACCCACCACCACCGCCAGACCUCGUCGCAGUACUCACCCGCUCCGGGAAACCAGGACCCGCUCCAUGGCGGGAAAUGGGACUUCCUCUUUGAUGACAUGAAGGCAGAGACGGGGAGGACGGCGAACGCGGCGGUGGAGGAGAUGCCAGCAAGCAUGUUCGUCGGACCGGUUUCCAGGGAUCAGUGGCUGCAGGGCACCGGUGGCGGGUCGCCGGGGCCAUCGUCGGUCGUCACCACGGACGACGAGUUCGGCGGCCUCGACGUGCAGCGCCUCAUGUCGUCGCUGCCUCUGUCGACCGGCGAGCUCAACUGGAACGCCUAGUUUCGAAAAAAAAAAGGAUCGAAAACACUAAAAAAACAAACAAACAAGAAACAAAAAAGCAUAGGGAUGGUGUUUUACUUCUGCGAGGGCAGCCUACGCGCGCCUUCUUCUUUUCUUAACGAGCCAUGUUUUAUGUUUGCGACGACAGCUCCUGUGACCGAUUGUUCAAAGUAUUACAGGUGUUUUCGUAUGUGUGUGUUUUGCUCGAUUGGAGAACACGGGCAGCUAGUUGCCCAA
This is a messenger RNA of Brachypodium distachyon (stiff brome), 1413 nucleotides long. RefSeq names its product transcription factor MYB97. The record is from RefSeq and is a predicted model, not a curated record. NCBI's taxonomy places the organism in Eukaryota, Viridiplantae, Streptophyta, Magnoliopsida, Poales, Poaceae. The transcript has 3 exons. Gene Ontology annotation, molecular function: catalytic activity. The coding region runs from base 1 to 1176 and encodes 391 amino acids.